AUGGCGAAUAGGCCUAGUUUUAUCGACCUGAGGGCAGAUUCCUCAAAUUCAGUCGCCAGCUCCUCCCGUCCUCUUAAAUCGCCACGAUUACAUGUCGCAGGCGAAGUUCCUCCUGCCCUGUCUCCUCUCGAUGCCUUUGCUGCUCAGAGUCGCUUGCUUGCCAAGCAACUGGAGGAGAGUGCCAAGGCUGGGAGGCGGAUGAGUCGUCUUCCCCCAUUGACAACUGAGAGCCCAUUGAUCGUUCAAGGUCGCUCUGAUUACUUUCGCUCUAUGUCCCACGACUCCGCUGAAGACCUGCCCGAGCUGCCACACCAGAAUACCGGACUUGGUUUGACCACAGAGGUAGAAUCUCCGUCUGAACGACCUGUUUCAAUGCACCCACGGAUGAGCCGUAUACCACCCACGCCCGACCAAUCGAUACCCGUGCCUCCAAAUCCAUUUCUUGAUAAUUCGCGCGGCCGGGGGCUUGAGAAACUCGACGAGCAUGGUGGCUUGUAUGGUGCCCGUAGGGAGCAAUCACCUGGUGACUUAGACGGUGCGAUGGAUAGAGGGAUUGAUCACAAGUCGGCAGGGCAUGACGCUGAUACCAGGGACAAUUCGCCAAAUCGCAACCGUUUUCCACCGUCUCCAGAUAAACUUACUAAGACUUCAUCGCACGAAUCUGCUGGGUUGGUUCCACCGAGACCUGUCUUUCCCAAGCGCUCUUCGAGUAUAAUGUCAGCGCCUCCAGAAUCUUGCAAUGACGAGGCCUUAAGUGCCUCUUUUCACUCACAGCCAGCCCGAAAGCUUUCCUCUGGUAGCGCCUUCUCGGGGCCAGGUCUUACGUCCCCUAUAUCUCACUACCAACGAUCGCCGUCGAUCAGUUCUGAAGCUUCUGCGCCAUUGCCGCGACCUUCUUUCAACUUCUCCCGCCCAUUAAGUAGGUCAGGCACACCAGGUUUGGAUUUGCCUUCUCGGCAAGCUUCGUCAGAUAGCCAGCCAUCUUUCAUGCUUGCUGAUGACACAGCCAACACUCCAGUCAGCAUGCACAGCGAGACUUUUCCAGAGAGUGGUCCUCCAGAUGACGGCAGAGGCGCUCCUUCAUACAUAUACUCUAAGUAUUCGUUGCCUAGGGGCAAGUCGCUGCAGCGCAACUCGAUUAUUUUUCGUGAUACUGCUCCAUCGUCUACAUUCGUCUGGGAGCAGCCGGUAGGCCUCUCAAGUAAUGUUCAGACUUUCCCAAUAGGUGGUCAAGCACCGCCAUCGCCGCCCACACGUCCUUCAAGCUCUUCCUCAAAAUCUCAGGAGGGCCAGCAUAUGGCCGAUUCUCUCUUGGCACGGCCAUCUUUGGAACGAAGCAAGCUUUCGAACGAAAUGUCUGCAGAUGCAAGACAGUCUUCCCCAGGCCCAAGUCGCCCAUCGACUGGUGAAAGUAAGCCUUCUGAGGAUGUCCCUAGAGGUCGAGCCCGAACAUCACCCCUUCAUGACCAAGCCCGAGGGCGAACACCGACCUCUUUAUCUACAAGUGACUCUACCAGCACCAUUAGGCCACCGAAAUCGCAACAUUCCCACACGUCCACAGCUACUGAAAUGAGCGCAGAGGAACAUUUAGCCAAGGGGAUCAAGUGCCAUGAGGAGGGCUCUGUGAAAGAAUCUACCUACCACCUGCGACUUGCCGCACGGGCUGGCGAGCCGACAGGAAUGCUGUUAUAUGCGCUAGCUUGUCGGCACGGGUGGGGCAUGCGGCCAAAUCAACGCGAAGGUGUUGAGUGGCUUCGGAAGGCUGCUGAGGUUGUUAGCGCAGAAAUUGCUGAGGAUGAAGAACAUGCCAAAGAAGGCAAAUCUGUUGAUGUUUUGGACCGAAAAACCCGCAAGGCCCAGUUUGCUCUGAGCAUCUAUGAAUUGGGUGUUAGUCACAUGAAUGGUUGGGGGAUCGAGCAGGAUAAGACGCUCGCGUUACGAUGCUUUGAAAUUGCUGGAAGCUGGGGGGAUGUGGAUGCUCUUACCGAGGCUGGCUUCUGUUAUGCUCAAGGCAUCGGUUGCAAAAAAGAUCUCAAGAAGAGCGCCAAGUUUUACCGCAUGGCCGAAGCCAAGGGCAUGAGUAUGCCGGGAAAUAGCUGGAUACAUAAGGCAAAGUAUAGCGACGAUGGUAGUAAUGCCAAAUCGAAGCGUGCCCGAAGCAAAUCGAGGGGUAGGGGCAUUUUCGGCAAGAAAGCAUAA
Hypoxylon fragiforme is the source of this 2199-nucleotide messenger RNA. RefSeq lists its product as uncharacterized. The coding region runs from base 1 to 2199 and encodes 732 amino acids. The transcript has 3 exons. The record is from RefSeq and is a predicted model, not a curated record. Gene Ontology annotation, molecular function: protein binding. NCBI's taxonomy places the organism in Eukaryota, Fungi, Ascomycota, Sordariomycetes, Xylariales, Hypoxylaceae.